Molecule: messenger RNA, 2622 nt
Organism: Blepharisma stoltei
Lineage: Eukaryota; Ciliophora; Heterotrichea; Heterotrichida; Blepharismidae
Source: the annotation of a GenBank genome assembly
AUGGCAAAUCUUCAUGCUUUGAUUACUUUAGUUGUUUUAUUUGGUUCAACUUUUGCAUGGGACUUUCUUGGAUAUGACGAUAUAGAUGCUGCAACCCUAAAUCCCUAUCAAAUUACAAGCGUAGUUACGAAUUCAUAUGGAGUUGUCGUAUUAGCCCAAAACGCUACAGCUCUUUCAACAAAAAAUAAUGAAGACCCGAUUGAAAGCCUAACAGUUAAUAUCACUUAUAUCACUUCUCAGACAUUCAGAGUUAAAAUAACAGACACGAAUAAUCCAAAAAGGUGGCAAGUCCCUUAUGCUGUUCAAAAUGGCAAUGCUGCCGCUAUUAUUCCUCUCUAUAAAGUUGUUGUGGGUCAAGUAGGGUCUCCUCUUACCAUUCAAAUCACCAGGAACUCAGACAGCAAAAACUUAUUUUAUAUAAAUUCUUAUACAACUUUUAUGUAUAAUGACAAAGACAUAUUCUUCACCAAUAGUUUUAACUAUGCUGUCAAGGUUAUGGGGCUUGGGGAAAGGGUCUCUACUUUUGUACUGUCACCAGGAACCUAUACUCUUUGGGCACAAGACAGAGGUGGAUCACCAGUGGAUUAUGGAGCUGAUGGAAAAGAAAACUUGUACAGCUCUCAGCCUUUUUAUAUUGCAAUUGAUAACAACUAUACAGCGCAUGGUGGAUUUUUCUUGAAUUCCAAUGCAAUGUCGGCUAUUGUAGCGAAAAAAUCAGUUGGGUUUAGAACUACUGGAGGGAUUAUUGAUUAUUUCGGAUUUUUAGGUCCUGAGCCUGAAGAUGUCCUGUUACAGUAUCAUAAUGUGAUUGGUUACCCUACAUUAGUGCCUUAUUGGGCUCUUGGGUGGCACCAAUCUAGAUGGGGCUAUCAGAAUCUGACUUAUCUGCAAGGGAUAGUUAACAAUUAUAUUACUAAUAACAUCCCAUUAGACGUGAUAUGGACCGAUAUUGACUACAUGAACAAAUUUUACGAUUUUACUUUUGACCCUGUGAAUUACCCUCAGGUAACUUUUACUAAAUGGGUUCAGUCUUUACAAUUAUUGGGAAAACAUUGGGUACCUAUCGUUGAUUGUGGGAUUCCUAAUGACAACACUUAUUCAGUCUAUACCAGUGGCGUUGCUAGCAAUGUCUUUAUACAAAGCGCUUAUGUGGUGAAUACUCCUACAGUCGGACAGGUCUGGCCUGGGAAUUCAGUCUACCCCGACUGGUUCAACCCAGCCACAAGCAACUGGUGGCUCAACCAAUUAAAAUCAUUCCAAAGCACCAUCCCAUUUUCAGGGCUAUGGCUUGAUAUGAACGAAGCCAGCAACUUUAUCACAGGCGAAGUCGGCCACACCCCGCCUUCAAUUAUCAAUAACCUCACAAUGCCAUACACCCCUGGUGAUGACAUUAAUACCAAAACUAUUGACGUAGCAUCUACUCAUUACAGUGGAAUUUUAGAAUACGAUGCCCACAGCUUAUUUGGCUCUAUGGAAGCUGCUAUUACCAACUCAUACUUCACUAAUACCCUUAAAACGAGAGCUUUUAUAUUGACAAGAAGCUCAUUCCCUGGAAGUGGCAGAGUCGCAUCAAAAUGGACUGGGGACAAUUAUUCAUCGUGGAGCUAUCUCCAAUACUCAAUAACUGGAAUUUUUGAUUUUGGGUUAUAUGGGAUUUCACAUGGAGGAGCUGAUAUUUGUGGAUUUUUCGGAAAUACCAAUGAAGAACUCUGUUCAAGGUGGAUGCAGCUAGGAACACUCUACCCAUUUUCAAGAAACCACAACUCAUAUAACUCCAUUCCACAAGAGCCUUGGGCUUUUGGAGAAACCCUUUUGCAGACUUCUAGCUUGUCAAUCAGAAACCGCUACUCAAUUUUCUUAUAUAUUUCUACAGGGAUGUUUUUGACUAGCCUUAAUGGAGGAGCUUUCUUCCGGCCAACUUUCUUUGAUUAUCCUAGUGAUUUCAAUCUUUUAAAUAACGCCACUGCUCAUUUCAUGCUGGGAGACUCCAUUUUGGUUCAUCCUUGCAUAUGGCCAGGAGUCACUGGGACUGAUUCUUAUUUCCCGUAUGAUAUUUACUAUGACUUUUUCAGCGGCAUUUUUGUGCAGACUAAUUAUGAUAACAAUAUGUAUAUCGAUAUGCCAUUGCCAGGGGUCAUCCCAAUGCAUAUUAGAGGUGGAAGAAUCGUCCCUACACUUGAUAGCGCUAAUAGUGUGCAAAACCUGCAAAGUUUGAGAUCGUCAAAUAUCACUAUGGUUGUGGCACUAAAUGGAAACCUGCAGGCUUUUGGAACAAUAGUGUUUGAUGAUGGGCUAUCAGCUAAUACGAUUUCAAGUACCCUUUAUACCCAAGUUCAGUAUAAUUACAAUUAUUUUAAUGAAACUGCAGAUGUUUUUGUUGUAAAUCCACUGACUACAGGCUAUACUAGACCAACUGGAGAAUUCCCGUCAAUUUCUAAUAUUGUGAUAUAUGGCUGUGCUGUUGGGCCUCAAAAAAUAUAUAAAUUAGCUGGCGGAGUGCUGACACCAUUAAAUGCUUACUUUUUGUGGGAUCCAUAUAAUGGAAUUUGCAGGAUUUACCUAGGGUUAUACAUUUUGCCUCCAGACCAGCCUUACCAGUUGAUUAUCAAUUAUUUCAAUUAA